This is a messenger RNA of Aspergillus terreus NIH2624, 1530 nucleotides long. Its product is annotated as cytochrome P450. Lineage: Eukaryota; Fungi; Ascomycota; Eurotiomycetes; Eurotiales; Aspergillaceae. The coding region runs from base 1 to 1530 and encodes 509 amino acids. The record is from RefSeq and is a predicted model, not a curated record. The transcript is spliced from 6 exons. Gene Ontology annotation, molecular function: iron ion binding; monooxygenase activity; heme binding.
AUGUCUCCAAUCCUCAUAGCAACUGCUAUCGGGCUGGUUGCAUUUUACGUGUUGAAAUGGGUCUCUACGAAGAGAUUGCGCGUAGCUUUACCCCCAGGGCCUCCACGAAAGCCACUCAUUGGUAAUCUGGGGGACCUGCCAUCGCAUACAGACAAGGCCUGGGAGUACUGGCUCAAGCACAAAGACCUCUACGGUCCAAUCAGCUCCCUAACGGUCUGCGGCCAAGAUAUCAUCAUCAUCAAUGAUGCUCACAUCGCAGUGGACCUUCUAGAGAAGCACUCAUCUGCCCAUUCGUCGAGACCACAUGCCACUUUGGUAGAAAUGGCCGGAUGGGAAGAUAUCCUAACAUCCGUCCCAUACGGCGAUCACUUCCGCGCUAUCCGCAGAGCGUUGCACCAGGAGAUUGGCUCUAAGGUGUCUGUCGCCCGAUUCAACCAUAUACAGGAGGUGGAAGCGCGGCGCUUCCUCUUCCGGGUCCUGGACGACCAGAAAAGCCUCGUCCAUCAUAUUCGAAAGGAGGUCGGUGCCAUCGUCCUCAAACUCGGGUACGGAUACACGAUCGAGCCGCAUAAGCGGGACCCGCUGGUAGACCUAGCCGACAGAGCCAUGGAGGAGUUCUCCUUCAGUAUAUUGCCAGCAACCUGGGCAGUGGACUUUCUGCCAUUCUUGAAAUACCUCCCAGCUUGGCUCCCGGGAGCAGAGUUCAAGAGGAUGACAGCAACGUUCAGAAAGACCGCAACGGCCUUCAGCGAUCUUCCGUACGCGUUCACAAAGCAUCAAAUGACCCAACCGAGUCAUGUGCCAUCGUUUCUUUCUCAUCAGCUGGAGAAAGGCAUCCCUAGGCCUCGGUCUUCGGAAGAAAAGGUGGCAAAGUGGUCCGCUGCAUCGCUUUACGCCGGUGGAACAGACACGACGGUGUCCACGAUGACUGCCUGGUACAUCGCAAUGGCUCUAUUUCCCGAUGUGCAACGAAAGGCACAGGAGGAAAUGGACCGCGUAACCGGGGGCAAUCGCUUACCCAGCUACGAAGACCGAGAAAACCUACCCUACAUCAACGCGAUGAUCAAGGAAAGUGUUCGCUGGCACUCGGUUGUCCCGAUGAAUGUAGCACAUGUCUCUAUCCAGGACGACUCGGUCGGAGAGUAUGCCAUCCCCAAGGGGACUCAGAUUGUCACAAAUCUCUGGUGCGUUCCCUCCGUCACCACAUAUAUCCCUCGUUUGGGGAGUCAACUCACCGAUUCCAGGGCCUUUACCCACGACCCAAAUAUAUACCCUGACCCGAUGGCUUUCAAGCCAGAAAGAUUCAUAGACACUGCAACCCACAAAGCGGAGCGCGAUCCAUAUUAUUAUUCAUUUGGAUUUGGACGCCGUGUCUGUCCCGGUCGUACCCUAGCAGACGCGAACAUUUACAUCACCAUGGCUUUCCAGUCCGAGAUGGAAAGGAAGUUGAGGUCAAGCUGGACCCGCAGCCAGGGAUCAUCUGUCAUCCAGCACCGGUUGAGCUUGACAUUAAGCCUCGGAACCAGGUAA